CGUGGUUUCCUCUCUCACACAAAAAAAACGUGAAUUGGAGUCGACGAGGGGCGGCGUCACCCCUCUGCCGGCAGCAGGCGGAUCGCCGAAAGAGGGAAGGAUAGAAAACUAGAGAGAGAGGCGGAGAGAGAGAGGAAAACAUUUCUCCCGAUCUGAUCCCGCCAUAGUUUUUCCCACUCUUCUGCCAUAGACCCAUCAUCAGACCCAGUCCAACCCACCUCCUCCACAGCGCGAUAGAGGCUAUAGGCUGCUGCUUUAUUCGUCUGUUGGGGCCGGCUGCAAGUCAGGGGGUUUCAUUUCUUCUCCUGCUCCACUUAUUCAACUGGAUUUACAGCAAUAUUCAACGUUACCACCUGAUUCUACUUUUUUACAUUUUUUUUAUUUGAAUUUGUCAUCGUGAAUUCAAAUUUAUUUCGUACUUUUGUCCUCUAGCGUGAUUUACACUUUCUGUUUGAGUGGCAAGUGUGACAAUAUCUUGUUGCGCUAUUAGCACAUUCAGCAGAAACUUUUUGCUGGCUCCAAUCUUUAGUUAUUCUGGGCUUUGUUUUUUGUUUUCCUUUUUUGGGCUCGGGAAAACAAUUUCCACAAUGCACAAGCUAUACAUUGGGAAUCUAGGCGAAAGCGUGACUGCCGAGGACUUAGGAAAAACCUUUGACGAACACAAGAUCCCAUACACCGGACAGUUUCUAAUGAAAACCGGCUAUGCGUUUGUGGAUUGUCCGGACGAUCACUGGGCCAUGAAGGCUAUCGAGACAUUUUCUGGUAAAGUGGAACUUCAUGGGAAACGUAUUGAGGUCGAACACUCCGUCCCCAAGAAGCAAAGAACCAGGAAACUCCAGAUCAGAAACAUUCCACCUCACCUGCAGUGGGAGGUGCUGGAUGGACUCUUGGGCCAGUGUGGAACCGUAGAAAACUGUGAACAAGUCAACACAGAUAGUGAGACCGCAGUGGUUAAUGUUACCUAUGCAACCCGCGAACAAGCCAGGCAAGCCAUCCAGAAGCUGAAUGGAUACCAGUUUGAAAACAAUGCCCUGCGUGUCUCCUACAUCCCCGAUGAAACCUCUGAACUGGAGGGAGGCCAGCGGGGGCCUGAUAACGGCCGGCGACCUGGCUACGGGCCCCGGGGCGGACCCCGCGGUGGGUCCCCAAAUUCUGGGAUGCCCUCCAAACCUCCACAUGCCGACAUCCCUCUGAGACUGCUGGUGCCCACACAGUACGUUGGCGCAAUCAUCGGCAAGGAAGGAGCCACCAUUCGUAACAUCACCAAGCAGACACAGAGCAAGAUUGACGUCCACCGCAAGGAGAAUGCAGGUGCUGCUGAGAAGCCCAUCAGCAUUCACUCUACCCCUGAGGGCUGCUCAGCUGCCUGUCGCAUGAUCCUGGACAUCAUGCACCAGGAGGCCAAAGACACUAAGACUGCUGAUGAGGUCCCUCUGAAGAUCAUGGCUCACAACAACUUUGUUGGACGGCUGAUUGGGAAAGAGGGACGCAACCUGAAGAAAAUUGAGCAGGACACGGAUACCAAGAUCACCAUUUCCCCUCUCCAGGACCUGACGCUGUAUAAUCCAGAGAGAACCAUCACAGUUAAAGGCUCCAUCGAAGCCUGCUGUCAGGCUGAGGUGGAGAUCAUGAAGAAGGUCAGAGAGGCUUACGAGAAUGACAUCGCAGCGAUGAAUCAACAGACACAUCUGAUCCCUGGCCUUAACCUGGGUGCUCUGGGCCUUUUCCCUUCUUCCUCCAAUAUGCCCCCACCACCACCUGGAAAUGCAGUUGGUGGCACCCCCUACGGCUGCUUUGGGGCUCCAGAACAGGAGACGGUCCAUGUUUACAUCCCAGCACAGGCGGUGGGAGCAAUCAUUGGAAAGAAAGGACAGCACAUCAAACAGCUGAGCCGCUUUGCUGGAGCCUCCAUUAAGAUCGCACCAGCUGAAUCUCCAGACUCCAAAAUGAGGAUGGUGAUUGUGACAGGACCCCCUGAGGCUCAGUUUAAGGCUCAGGGCAGAAUCUAUGGCAAACUGAAGGAAGAGAACUUCUUUGGGCCAAAGGAAGAAGUCAAACUUGAGACUCACAUCAAGAUGGCAGCUGCUGCUGCAGGAAGAGUGAUUGGCAAGGGAGGCAAGACGGUGAACGAGCUGCAAAACCUGACAGCAGCUGAGGUAGUGGUUCCCAGAGAACAGACACCUGAUGAAAACGACCAGGUCAUCGUCAAGAUCAAUGGGCAUUUCUAUGCUAGCCAGCUGGCCCAGAGAAAGAUCAGAGACAUUCUGACCCAGGUCAAACAGACACAGAAAAGCGGAGUUGGCAUGGGCCCUGGCCCUCACUCGCCGGGCUUCACAGAGAUGGGCAGACCUACGCAGGGACUGACUCAGGACCACCAGCCACGCAGGAAGUGAGGGGUCCCCGCACCCUUCUCACAUGCCGCGGGCCCCCUGCCUGACGGAAGGACAGACAGACAGACAAAUGCACGAACGGAUAGACGGACGGAUACAUGAGAGCGACACACGGACCCAGCGAGAGACAGGGAGAGAUAUAAAGAGGGAGAGAGUACGCCCAAUAAUCACAGAGAAAGACAAAGAACAAA
This is a messenger RNA of Pundamilia nyererei, 2581 nucleotides long. RefSeq names its product insulin-like growth factor 2 mRNA binding protein 1 (gene igf2bp1). Gene Ontology annotation, molecular function: RNA binding. NCBI's taxonomy places the organism in Eukaryota, Metazoa, Chordata, Actinopteri, Cichliformes, Cichlidae. The coding region runs from base 588 to 2393 and encodes 601 amino acids. The record is from RefSeq and is a predicted model, not a curated record. The transcript is spliced from 15 exons.